AUGGGAGACAGAUCACUCCUAGAUCGUUUCCUGUGCUGUCAUAUUUGUUCAGAGACUUUCAGAGAGCCUGUUUCUCUCGGCUGCAACCACAGCUUCUGUUCCAGCUGCCUGGACAAUUUCUGGGAUCAGAAUAAAAACAAGAACUGUCCGGUUUGUAAGAGGAAAUCUUCUAAGGGCUUAGGAAUUAACUAUUCACUGAAAGAGCUAGCUGACUCGCAUGCAGGGAGAGAGAAAGCAGGGGAGUCCAGGGAACGGAGGAAUGAUAGUGAUCCAAAGGAUGACAGAGAGAUCAUUUGUAGUAAACAUACAGAUGAACCUAAGUGGUUCUGUGAGGUGGAGCAGAGAGCUGUUUGUCACGAAUGUGAGUUUCCUGAUGGUCACGGACACACAGUCAUUCCCUUACAACAGGCAGUGAAAGACCUGAAGGAAAAAAUAACAUCUGAUUUAGAGUCACUGCAGAACAAGCGGACCAAAUGUGAAGACAUAGAGGAGACAUACAAUGAAAUAGUGCAAUACUCCAAGAAGCAGCUGGGAGCGACAGAGAGACAGAUCAGGGGGGAGUUUGAGAUGCUUCACCAGUUCCUGAGAGAGGAAGAGAAGGCCAGACUGGCUGCACUGAGGGAGGAAGAGGAGGAAAAGGGGAAGAUGAUCACCAGAGAGAUUAAGAACAUUCAGGACCAGAUCACUUCUCUCACACAAAGCAUCACUGCUGUGAAACAUGAGCUGCAGAAACAGGAUGUGCCAUUUCUCAAGAGCUACAAACACAUCCAGACAAGCCUUAAUGCCCAGUGCACACAGCUGGAUCCACAACUGGUCUCAGGUGCAUUGAUAAACGUGGCCAAACACCUGGGCAACCUGCAGUUCAGAGUCUGGGAGAAGAUGCAAGGGAUCAUCAAGUACACUCCUGUGAUUCUGGACCCCAACACCGCUGAAUGUAGGCUAUAUCUGUCUGAUGGUCUGACCAGGGUGAGACAUUUAGGCAAAAAGCAGCAUUUCCCUGACAACCCAGAGAGGAACACAGAGCAUGCCCAGGUUCUGGGCUCUGAGGGGUUCAGCUCAGGAAAGCACAGCUGGGAGGUGGAGGUGGGGGACCACCCUCACUGGUAUAUAGGUGUGGCCGAGGAGUCAAUCAAAAGGAAGGGGAAGGCAUUUGUAACCCCUGGGUAUGGAGUCUGGGAUAUACAGCUGAGGGAUCAUGAGUAUAAUGCAGGAGGUAAGACUCUUUCCCUGGAGAGGAGUCCCCAGAGGAUCAGAGUGCAGCUGGACUAUGACAGAGGGGAGGUGUCCUUCUAUGACCAAGAAGACAUGACACACAUCUACACUCAUAAACACAUGUUUACAGAGAAACUGUAUCCCUACUUCUCUAAUGGAAAGGCUGGGGAUGCUGACAACCGUGAUAUACAGAUCUGCCAAUCAGAGGUGUCUCUGACAGUGAAGUCAUAACAAUGAGGUGUGUGUGUGUGUGUUUGUGUGAGUGCGUGUGUGUGUGUGAGUGCGUGUGUACCACCAGUGCCUACACCACGCACCAAGCCUCCUGUGUGUCCCCAGAGUCCUGUGCGUCCUGUUGCUGCUCCCCGCACUAGCCCUGAGAUGCGUGUCCUCAGCCCGGGACCACCAGUUCCGGCACCACGCACCAGGCCUAUAGUGCGUCUCGGCCGGCCAGAGUCUGCCAUCUGCCCAACGGCGCCUGAACUGCCCGUCUGCCCAACGGCGCCUGAACUGCCCGUCUGCCCAACGGCGCCUGAACUGCCCGUCGGCCCAACGGCGCCUGAACUGCCCGUCUGCCCAACGGCGCCUGAACUGCCCGUCUGCCCAACGGCGCCUGAACUGCCUGUCUGCCCAACGCCGUCUGAACUGUCCGUCUGCCAAGCGCUGCAUGAACUGCCCGUCUGUACUGAGCCUGCAAAGCCGCCCGUCUGCCAUGAGCCUUCAGAGCCGUCCGCCAGACCGGAGCCGCUAAAGCCUUCCGCCAGACAGGAGCCGCUAGAGCCUUCCGCCAGACAGGAUCAGCCAGAGCCUUCCGCCAGACAGGAUCAGCCAGAGCCUUCCGCCAGACAGGAUCAGCCAGAGCCUUCUGCCAGACAGGAUCAGCCAGAGCCUUCCGCCAGACAGGAUCAGCCAGAGCCUUCCGCCAGACAGGAUCAGCCAGAGCCUUCCGCCAGACAGGAUCCGUCAGCCUGCCAUGAGCAGCCAGAGCCUUCCGCCAGCCAUGAGCAGCCAGAUCCGUCAGCCUGCCAUGAGCAGCCAGAUCCGUCGGCCAGCCAUGAGCAGCCAGAUCCGUCGGCCAGCCAUGAGCAGCCAGAUCCGUCAGCCAGCCAUGAGCAGCCAGAUCCGUCAGCCAGCCAUGAGCAGCCAGAUCCUUCAGCCAGCCAUGAGCAGCCAGAUCCGUCGGCCAGCCAUGAGCAGCCAGAUCCGUCGGCCAGCCAUGAGCAGCCAGAUCCGUCAGCCAGCCAUGAGCAGCCAGAUCCGUCAGCCAGCCAUGAGCAGCCAGAUCCUUCAGCCAGCCAUGAGCCGUCCAGCCAGGAUCCGCCAGAGCCAGCCAGCCAGGAUCCGCCAUUGAGUCCGGUGCUGUCCCUUAGCCCGGUGCUGCCCCUUAUCCUGGUGCUGCCCCUUAGUCCGGUACUGCCCCUUAGUCCGGUGCUGCCCCUUAGUCCGGUGCUGCCCUUUAGUCCGGUGCCGCCCCUUAAUCCAGUGGGGUUUAGUGGGGGGGUGGUCAUGUGGAGGAGGCUACGGAAGCAGAUAGUGACUAAGGUGGGGUGGGGACCACGACCAGGGCCAGAACCGCCACCGGGGACAGACGCCCACCCAGACCCUCCCCUAGACUGUAUGCUGGUGCGCCCGGAGUUCGCACCUUUAGGGGGGGGUACUGUGACACUCUGGCUCCGGGACUUUUGUAUUUGAGCCAGGGUGUAUUUUGUUAUGUUGGGUUUGGGUGUAUUUUCUAUGUUUGCUUUUCUGUUGGCUUCAUUUCUAAGUUUGGUCUAUGACUCCCAAUCGGAGGUAACGAGUGUCAGCUGUUCGGCUCGUUAUCUCUGAUUGGGAGCCAUAUUUAAUCUGAAUGUUUUCCUGUGGGAAUUGUGGGUUUUUGUUCCGUUUCGGUCAGUGUACCGUGGACUUCAUUGAGUCGUCUUUUGUUUUGUAGUUCGAUAACGUUUGUUUAAUAAAGUCAUGUUUCUUGGACACGCUGCGCCUUGGUCAUACUUAGACGACAUAGACGACCGUGACAAAAUGCUUUGCUAAUCACUCUGUAUCAAAUGUGACUCUUCCGAUUUGAAUAAUAUUCAGACAUUAUUUAACAUAAAUCAUCAUCAAACUAGUAUGAGACUGAUGUAUAAACUGUUAGUCCACUUGUGACUGAAAAAAAAGUAAUAUUACAUUUCGAUAUAUUAUUUGAUAAUCCCUGUAUCAGAUUAACCAUUCUUAUUUGAAUAAAACAGAUGUUUUUUUUGUCAAUAAAAAUUAAGAAUAAAGGAGAAAGAGAAAAGUGUUUUUGAAUGACUUGACUUGCCCUGAAUAAAGAGAACGGUGGGUUUCAGCUGCAUUCUUGUAAAUCACAAAUACCAUUUGCAAUCAUUGUUUUACCCUUUAGUGUGUGUACUUUACUGUAUUUAUACUUGGGAUAUCGCUUGUCAACAGGAAUAGUUCAAAAAUAACAGGAGGACACAUUUAAGUUAGAGAAACACAUGUAGCACAUUGGGAAACAGAGCAAUAAUCAGAUAAAUAAAUACAUUAAAUAUAUUCUACAAAAUAAACCCAAACUGAGAAAAACAAAACAAAGAUCCAACUGCAGUGAAAUUAUUGAAUAAAGUUUUAAACAGAUGGACUAGGAAAAGAGUGAAAUAAAUACUACAGAGAUAUACUAGCUCAGUCUUGUCAGUACAGUUGGUCUAGUCAUUGGAUGGAUGGAUGGAUGGAUGGAUGGAUGGAUGGAUGGAUGGAUGGAUGGAUGGAUGGAUGGAUGGAUGGAUGGAUGGAUGGAUGGAUGGAGGGGGAUAGAAGAGUUUUAAAGACCACAACACAUCCUCUCUCUAUUGCUGCAGUCCAUAAUAACACACCUAUUGGAAAGCUCUGAUGAAUCUUUCAAUGUUUAUAGAGUGUUAGUUAUAUUCAUCAUGUUUAUCAACAGAUUAGUACUUGAAUCUGUCCUUGAGAAGGGCAACUAUUGUAGAUUGUGCAAAUGAAGUGAUUGUUCUUUUUGUUAAUAGAGUCAUAGCUACAGUGAGGGAAAAAAGUAUUUGAUCCCCUGCUGAUUUUGUACGUUUGCCCACUGACAAAGACAUGAUCAGUCUAUAAUUUUAAUGGUAGGUUUAUUUGAACAGUGAGAGAUAGAAUAACCACAAAAAAAUUCAGAAAAAUGCAUGUCAAAAAUGUUAUAAAUUCAUUUGCAUUUUAAUGAGGGAAAUAAGUAUUUGACCCCUCUGCAAAACAUGACUUAGUACUUGGUGGCAAAACCCUUGUUGGUAAUCACAGAGGUCAGACGUUUCUUGUAGUUGGCCACCAGGUUUGCAAACAUCUCAGGAGGGAUUUUGUCCCACUCCUCUUUGUAGAUCUUCUCCAAGUCAUUAAGGUUUCGAGGCUGACAUUUGGCAACUCGAACCUUCAGCUCCCUCCACAGAUUUUCUAUGGGAUUAAGGUCUGGAGACUGGCUAGGCCACUCCAGGACCUUAAUGUGCUUCUUCUUGAGCCACUCCUUUGUUGCCUUGGCCGUGUGUUUUGGGUCAUUGUCAUGCUGGAAUACCCAUCCACGACCCAUUUUCAAUGCCCUGGCUGAGGGAAGGAGGUUCUCACCCAAGAUUUGACAGUACAUGGCCCCGUCCGUCGUCCCUUUGAUGCAGUGAAGUUGUCCUGUCCCCUUAGCAGAAAAACACCCCCAAAGCAUAAUGUUUCCACCUCCAUAUUUGACGGUGGGGAUGGUGUUCUUGGGGUCAUAGGCAGCAUUCCUCCUCCUCCAAACACGGCGAGUUGAGUUGAUGCCAAAGAGCUCGAUUUUGGUCUCAUCUGACCACAACACUUUCAUCCAGUUCUCCUCUGAAUCAUUCAGAUGUUCAUUGGCAAACUUCAGACGGGCCUGUAUAUGUGCUUUCUUGAGCAGGGGGACCUUGCGGGCGUUGCAGGAUUUCAGUCCUUCAUGGCGUAGAGUGUUACCAAUUGUUUUCUUGGUGACUAUGGUCCCAGCUGCCUUGAGAUCAUUGACAAGAUCCUCCCGUGUAGUUCUGGGCUGAUUCCUCACCGUUCUCAUGAUCAUUGCAACCCCACGAGUUGAGAUCUUGCAUGGAGCCCCAGGCCGAGGGAGAUUGACAGUUAUUUUGUGUUUCUUCCAUUUGCGAAUAAUCGUUGUCACCUUCUCACCAAGCUGCUUGGCGAUGGUCUUGUAGCCCAUUUCAGCCUUGUGUAGGUCUACAAUCUUGUCCCUGACAUCCUUGGAGAGCUCUUUGGUCUUGGCCAUGGUGGAGCGUUUGGAAUCUGAUUGAUUGAUUGCGUCUGUGGACAGGUGUAUUUUAUACAGGUAACAAACUGAGAUUAGCACACUCCCUUUAAGAGUGUGCUCCUAACCUCAGCUCGUUACCAGUAUAAAAGACUCCUGGGAGCUAGAAAUCUUUCUGAUUGAGAGGGGGUCAAAUACGUAUUUCCCUCAUUAAAAUGCAAGUCAAUUUAUAACAUUUUUGACAUGUGUUUUUUUGUUGUUAUUCUGUCUCUCACUGUUCAAAUAAACCUACCAUUAAAAGUAUAGACUGAUCAUUUCUUUGUCAGUGGGCAAACUUACAAAAUCAGCAGGGGAUCAAAUACUUUUUUCCCUCACUGUAUGUCUAUGUUAAAUUAUUGUGAUAUGAUAUUACUAAUGUAGACAGUGCACCUUGUAUUUAUAGGUUUGAAAGUGUCUCAUAUUAUCUAAAGAAACCUAUUCCAUUGUGUUCUUCCAAUCUAUUGGAACUGAUUUCUAACAGUUUGCUCAUUGGAGAGUUACUUCAGCAGCGAAAGUGCUUUACAAUCUUAAACAAAUCUGCCCCCUGAUCAGUUAGUUGUGCUUUAAUAAGUGUGAGAAUGACCUCUAGUGGGUUUACAAUGGUACUGCAGGUGUUCUUUAUGCAUCCUGUUUAGGGUUGCAAAGGGAGGGUAUAUUAAGCAAUGUAUUCUGUAUACAGUAGGAUACUGCCUGACUACUGCUGUAUAAUGUACAUAUUGUAUCCUCCUGAUGGCCUGUGUGUCUUUAUCUCUCUGUCUCUUUGUCUCUCUCUGUGUGUGUGUGUGUGUGUGUGUGAGUGUGUGUGUGUGUGUGUGUGUGUGUGUGUGUGUGUGUGUGUGUGUGUGUGUGUGUGUGCGCGUGUGUGUGCGUGCUUUUGUGUGGUGUCUUCAGUUCAGUGUACUGUGUCUUCAGUUCAGUGUACUGUGCAAUGUUGAAGUACCUACAGGACCUCAAAGAGGAACUGCAGAUGGAGGUGACAGAGGCUCUGGCCUAACACUGCAUCUCCUCUUCUGUAUCCCCGGGACAGGUGAGUGGAAUAACACAAAGAAAUGGAGGAGAACAUGGCAUUUUAUAUCACUUAAAAUAUUUUGCAUUGUAUUCCACUAUUUCUAAGAACAUUUUGGGUGUUUGACUAUUCCCCUGUAGAAUGUGCCAGUCUACCUCAACAGCCUGAGGAAAAGUGAGGUUCUGCUACCUGGCCUCCGCCAUUCUGUACACCAAUGACUACAGCUCCGCAGACAACUGCUAUCCAUGGAUACCAAGACCACCGCAGGACAAUUCUACCCUCUGCUACUACCACUGGUAUGGGAUGAGGAUGGUGGUGAUGAUAAUGAUGGUCAGGGGCGCAACUUUGGUUUUAGAAGUGGGGGGGACAUAACUUGGUGAAUGGUCUGGAGGUCCUCCCAUUUUUGGGGACGUCGAAAGCUCAUUUCCUGCAUUUCUACACAAUCUAAUAUGACCCAUGGCCCUUCUAGCCAUUUCUAUUUAGAACAACAUAAAGUAAGCAAAAAUGCCCACAGUCAUCAAGCUAGGUAAGAAAUCAUUAUUAAAUAUGUUUAAGUGAUUGAUAAGACUGAACUAGAUCAAUGAUAAUUCAAUAAUCAAUAUUGUGUUGCACCUUUAACCAAUAGCCUAACAAAUGAACAACUCUUACAAAUAAAGUACAAAGACUAUUGAUUGUCUUUAUUAAGACAUCCUCUAUAUCAAAUUUCAGCCAGACCGCCCAGCCAGCCCAACCCUCAGCAGACUAGCCAAUAUCUCAACUCUCUCCCCAACACAAUUUCCUUCCCAUCUUUUUUUUUCAUGUCUCAAGGAAAGGUUUGGAAAACAAUAGUUUUAUAAAAACAAACAUACACCUACACAUUAACACACAGAAACAGUACAUCCUCCAUAUAAUUCAUAUCAUAGGCCUAAUAUUAUUGUAGAGCUCUAUCCAACCCAACACCUCACUCAGCUUUAGGAUCUUAGUGAAACAUUCAUUGAGCACCUCGACCACUCCAUGCGCACUUCUCAGAAAUCCCUCAAGACUACUGAUUGGUCUAGUAUAUACGCUCAGCCAUCAUAUAGACUACCACAUACCAUUACUGGUUUAUAAGAGUAGGCUAUAUUUCUCAAAAAAUACCACUAAGCUGCCGGCCAGGUGCGGAGCCUAAUAAAUAACUUGUAACACAAUAUCAGAAAUAAAAAUACAAUUGUCUUCCAUUACACAAUAUAGCCCAAUAGCCAACUAGCCUACAUAUAGCAAUAGACUAUAUUUGUUCAUAUAAGGAAAUCAGUCAAUUAAAAUAAAUUAUUUAGGCCCUAAUCUAUGGAUUUCACAUGACUGGGCAGGGGUGCAGCCAUCAGUGGGCCUGGGAGGGUAUAGGCCCACCCACGGGGGAGUUAGGCCCAGCCAAUCAGAAUGACUUUUUCCCCACAAAAGCGCUUUCUUACAAACAUAAAUACUCCUCAGAAUCCAGAUGUGGAGGUCCUGGGCUGGCAUGGUUACAGGUGGUCUGCGGUUGUGAGGCCGGUUGGACGUACUGCCAAAUUCUCUAAAACGACGUUGGAGGUGGCUUAUGGUAGAGAAAUUAUCUGGCAACAGUUAUGAUGGACAUUCCUGCAGUCAGCAUGCCAAUUGCAUGCUCCCUCAAAACUUGAGACAUCUGCACAUUUUAUAGUGGCCUUUUAUCGUCCCCAGCACAAGGUGCACCUGUGUAAUGAUCAUGCUGUUUAAUCAGCUUCUUGAUAUGUCACCUGUCAGCUGGAUGGAUUAUCUUGGCAAAGGAGAAAUACUCACUAACAGGGAUGUAAACAAAUUUGUGCAAAGAAUUUGAGAGAAAUAAGCUUUUUGUGCAUAUGGAAGAUUUCUGUGAUAUUUUAUUUCAGCUCAUGAAACUUGGGACCAACACUUUCCAUGUUGCAUUUAUAUUUUUGUUCAGUACAUAGCCAGCCUACCGUUUUGGCCUGCUAAUAGCGCCCUUAAUGAAGUUGCCGAGGUGGUGCGCUCAGACCGGUGGCUCAGCAGACCGGCGAAUCAGAGCGCCGGAGGAGAGCAACAGGAGAAGACGUGAUGAAGCUAAUGAUUUAUCAAAACGUGACAAAGGUCUGAAGACCAUAAUGUUUAGCAACCAUAUAAGACCAUAGUAUACCAAUAAAAAUCUGCUCCUGGGAUAUAAAUGGAUGUUGACCUAUGAUCAAAGUAAGUAAAAUUGAAAGUAAAUGUUUGACAUUGAAAGGCUGAACAGAAAAGAGACACCAUUUCAAGGUGUGAACAUUAGACAGAAGUCUCCUGAAAAACUGGAAUAAUCACAUGUAUUUAUUUCUCUGACUUAAAAAAAAACUUUUUUAAAAUGAUAUAAGGUAAAGUGAAAUUUCUAGUGAGACUUGUUUCAGAAGGUUUUCUUUGCAAAUCGAAGGACACUAGGAUACUACCAGCACCGUGACAGAAAAUGGCAGAGAAAGCUCUUUUGGAUAGUUUCCUGUGCUGUCACAUUUGUUCAGAGACUUUCAGAGAGCCUGUUUCUCUGGGCUGCAACCACAGCUUCUGUUCCAGCUGCCUGGACAAUUUCUGGGAUCAGAAUAAAAACAAGAACUGUCCGGUUUGUAAGAGGAAAUGUUCUAAAGGAUUAGGAAUUAACUUUUCACUGAAAGAGCUAGCUGACAAAUAUGCAGGGAGAGAGAAAGCAGGGGAGUCCAGGGACAGGACUGAAGAAGGAAGAAAAGAUAAAUACUGUAUUCCAGAUGAAGACAGAGAGUUGGUAUGUAGUAAACAUACAGAUGAACCUAAAUGGUUCUGUGAGGUGGAGCAGAGAGCUGUUUGUCACAUCUGUGAGUCUCCUGAUGAUCACGAACACACAGUCAUUCCCUUACAACAGGCCGUGAAAGACCUGAAGGAAAAACUAACAUCUGACAUAGAGUCACUGCAGGACAAGCGGACCAAAUGUGAAAACAUAGAGGAGACAUACAAUGAAAUAGUGCAAUACUCCAAGAAGCAGCUGGUAUCCACAGAGAGACAGAUCAGGGGGGAGUUUGAGAAGCUUCACCAGUUCCUGAGAGAGGAAGAGAAGGCCAGACUGGCUGCACUGAGGGAGGAAGAGGAGGAAAAGGGAAAAAUGAUCGUCAGAGAGAGGAAGAACAUUCAGGACCAGAUCACCUCUUUCACAGAAAGCAUCACUGCUGUGAAACAUGAGCUGCAGAAACAGGACGUACCAUUCCUCAAGAGCUACAAACACAUCCAGACAAGCUCCAGAGCCCAGUGCACACAGCUGGAUCCACAACUGGUCUCAGGAGUACUGAUAGACGUGGCCAAACACCUGGGCAACCUGCAGUUCAGAGUCUGGGAGAAGAUGCAAGGGAUGAUCAAUUACACUCCUGUGAUUUUGGACCCCAACACUGCAUACGGCACACUCUCACUGUCUGAUGAUCUGACCAGUGUGAGCCAGAUGGGCUCAAAGCAGCACCUCCCUGACAACCCAGAGAGGAACAUGAUUUAUGCCAUAGUUCUGGGCUCUGAGGGGUUCAGCUCAGGAAUGCACAGCUGGGAGGUACAUGUAGAGGUGGGGGACCACUCUCACUGGUAUAUAGGCGUGGCCAAAGAGUCAAUUAACAGGAAGGGGGAAGCAUCUGUAACCCCAGAGUAUGGAUACUGGGCUAUAAAGCUGAAGAGUGCUAAAUACAAUGCAGGAGAUAAGACUCUCACUCUGAAGAGGAGACCCCGGGGGAUCAAAGUACAGCUGGACUACGACAGGGGGAAGGUAUCCUUCUAUGACUCCAAAGACAUGACACACAUACACACUUACAAUGAUACAUUUACUGAGAAACUAUACCCAUACUUCUCUAAUGGAAAGGCUGGUGAUGCCAUCCAUCCUGAUAUACAGAUCUGCCAAUCAGAGGUGUCUCUGACAGUGAAGUCCUUCCAGUGAGGUGUAUACUGUAUGUUUAGGAGGGGGUGGUAGUGGGGAAGGGUAGUAGACCCAUGUGAGAGAGCUUUGUGUUUUGGUUUAAGAUAAAUCAUUUGAUAAUGAAAGGGAUUGUUCAUUAUUAAUUCUGUUUCUUGUAGAAUAUAUUUAGGUUUGACAGAUUGAACUACAGUUUAACUUAGGGUUGUACCACAGCUCUCUCGGUGUGUUUAUUGCACUGCUUGUCAGCAAUCCAGUUUUCAAGAGACUGUAUGUACUGUUCAGAAUGCAUCACACAGGGAUCAUUUCUGUACUUUCAAAGUUACAUAAACUAUACACUACAUGUGUAUAGUAUGUGGACACGCCUUCAAAUUAGUGGAUUUGGCUAUUUCAGCCACACCCGUUGCUGACAGGUGUAUAAAAUUGAGCACACAGCCGUGCAAUCUCCAUUGGCAAACAUUGGCAGUAGAAUGGCUCGUACUGAAGAGCUCAGUGACUUUCAACGUGACACCGUCAUUGGAUGCAACCUUUCCAACAAGUCAGUUUGUCAAAUUUCUGCCUUGCUAGAGCUGCCCCGGUCAACUGUAAGUGCUGUUAUUGUGAAGUGGAAACGUCUAGGAGCAACAAUGGCUCAGCUAUGAAGUGGUAGGCCACACAAGCUCACAGAAUGUGACCGCCGAGUGCUGAAGCACAUAGUGCGUAAAAAUCGUCUGUCCUCGGUUGCAACACCCACUACCGAGUUCCAAACUGCCUCUGGAAGCAAUGUCAGCAUAAGAACUGUUCGUCGGGAGCUUCAUGAAAUGGGUUUCCAUGGCCGAACAGCCGCACACAAGCCUAAGAUCACAAUUCGCAAUGCCAAGCAUCGGCUGGAGUUGUGUAAAGCUCGCCACUAUUGGACUCUGGAGCAGUGGAAACGCGUUCUCUGAAGUGAUGAAUCAUGCUUCACCAUCUGGCAGUCCGACGGACGAAUCUGGGUUUGGUGGAUAACAGGAGAGCGCUACCUGCCCCAAUGCAUAGUGCCAACUAUAAUGUUUGGUGAAGGAGGAAUAAUGGUCUGGGGCUGUUUUUCAUGGUUCGGGCUAGGCCCCUUACUUCCAGUAAAGGGAAAUCUUAAUGCUACAGCAUACAAUGACAUUCUAGACAAUUCUGUGCUUCCAACUUUGUGGCAACAGUUUGGGGAAGGCCCUUUCCUGUUUCAGCAUGACAAUGCACCCAUGCACAAAGCGAGGUCCAUACAGAAAUGGUUGGUCGAGAUCAGUGUGGAAGAACUUGACUGGCCUGCACAGAGCCCUGACCUCAACACCAUCGAACACCUUUGGGAUGAAUUGGAACGCCGACUGCAAGCCAGGCCUAAUCGCCCACAUCAGUGCCCAACCUCACUAAUGCUCUUGUGGCUAAAUGGAAGCAAGUCCCCGCAGCAAUGUUCCAACGUCUUGUGAAAAGCAUUCCCGGAAGAGUGGAGGCUGUUAUAGCAGCAAAGGGGGACCAACUCCAUUUUAAUGCCCUAUGAUUUUGGAAUGAGAUGUUCGACGAGCAGGGGUCCACAUACUUUUGGUCAUGUAGUGUAUCUUGAAAACGUCAUUGCUGACAAGCAAAACAUUUUGCUACUAUGUCAACAAUGAACUGAUGAUGGACUAAUGAUAGUCCAACAAAUACCAACAUAUAGUUUUUGGGUGGAGUUUUCCUUUAACAAGAUAGAGAAUAAACACAAAUAUUUUCCUUCAACUCUAGAAACCACUGGCAUCAAGAAUUUUUAUUGUACAAAUUACAUAUACAUGUUCAAUUGUGUAAUAGUAAUAAUCAUAAUAAUAAUAUAUUUUACUUAAAACAUUACAUACUGUAAUCUGAAACUCCUGGUUUACAGGCCACAUCAAGCCUGCAAGUCACAAUAUGCUGGUUUGGAAUCCAGCCAGAGUAAGGAUAUCAAAUCAAAUCAAAUCUUAUUUGUCACAUGCGCCGAAAACAAUGGGUGUAGACUUUACCGUGAAAUGGUUGCUUACAAGCCCUUCCCAAUUAUGCAGUUUAACAAAUAAUAAUAAAAAUAAAAAUACAGAGUAGCAGCAGAAUAUGAUGAGUGGAAAAGUGUGUGUAUAUGUGUGUUUGUGUUGUGUUGGUCUGUGUGUGUGUUAUGUGUGUGGGUUUUGUGUAAGAGUGUCAGUGUAGUGUCUGUGCGUGCGUGAGUGGGUAUAAAGUGCGUAUAUAGUCUUGUGAGUGUGCAUAGAGUCAGUGCAAGAUAUGGUCAAUGCAGAUAGUCUGGGUAACCAUUUAAUGAACUAUUUAGCACUCACAUACGUCGGUACCAUUUGCCAGAUGGUGGCAGAGUGAACAGUCUAUGGCUUGGGUGGCUGGAGUCUUUGACAAUUUCUCGGGCCUUCCUCUGCCACCUGAUAUAGAGGUCCUGGAUGGCAGGGAGCUGGCCCCGUGAUGUACUGGGCUGAACGCACCACCCUCUGUAGCACUUUGCGGUCAAGGGCGGUGCAUUUGCCAUACCAAGCGGUGAUGCAGCCAGUCAAGAUCCUCUCAAUGGUGCAGCUGUCAAACUUUUUGAGGAUCUGAGGGCCCAUGACAAAUCUCCCUCCUGAGGGGGAAGAGGCGCUGUCGUGCCCUCUUCAUGACUGUGUGGGUGUGUGUGGACUAUGUUUAGUCCUUAGUGAUGUGGACGCCAAGGAACUUGAAGCUCUCAAACCGCUCCACUACAGCCCCGUCAAUGUGGAUGAUGGUGUGCUCUCCCCUCUUUCUUCUGUAGUCCACAAUUAGCUCCUUGUUCUUACUGACGUUAAGGGAGAGACUGUUGUCCUGGCACCCCACUGCUAGUGAUGUUAUGUUUGAUACCGGAGCUCCGAGGCAUGCGUCGAAAUUGCUAAGCAGUUUACUUUGAAUCAGUGUGCAGAUGCUUGCAUCACUUUAUCAGAAGCGCAUGAUCAAUGACGUCCGAAGCUUUGUUUUUUGUCGAACAACCACCUGAUAGGUUUGGUAUUGGUUUCAGUAGAAGACAAAAAGGCUACCCUGCGUCAUCUAUAAUAAUUUGGCUGUUCUAAAUGAUUUUGAUCAGCAGGUGCCACUAGUCUACUUUUCGACACAAAUGGUUUGAAAUGCUCACUGCUUCAGGAAGCUUCGUUUCCCCUUCACUACCCACUGCUAAGUCUCUGACCUCCUCCCUUUAAGCUGUCUCAUCGCUGUCAUUGAGGAUGCCUACCACCAUCGUGUUGUCAGCAAACGAUGAUGGUGUUGGAGUUGUGCGUGACCAUGCAGUCAUGGGUGAGGAGAGGACUAAACACAACCCCUGAAGGGCCCCCCAAUUGAAACUUUUAAUCACCCGCAAUCUGCAUUGAGAAUGACUGCCAGGUUAGAAAAGAUUGAUUAUUGAGACUACCUAAAUAAUUUAAACUGGAACAGCCAUCUCAGUAAUGGGUGCAAAAAGUCCAACUACUAACAGAUUGGAAUAGUUUACAAAAAUGUUAUUUAUGUUUGUGUAGCAUAAGAUAUUAAUCAACCAAUCAAUGUACAUGCAAAAACCCAGGUACUGAAAGAAACAAUUCUGAAAAUCAACCUGCAACAGAUCAUGCUGGGAAAUAUGAUAAUCAUACAUUUGUAAUUUGACUCAACAAGCUUGUUCAACUUCAGCUCACUUCGAACAGAGUUUGUUGAUUCAACAUACAAUUGUUAGGCAACCAGCUGCAAUAGGAUUGUCAGUUUGGUCAACAUUUGGGAUUAUAGCUGGCCCAACAAACAGUACAGUGUUGCAUUCCAAAGGCAAACAUGAAUUUGUAAUUUGACUCAAGUUUCUAUACAUUCAGCUCACUGUGAGCAAAUGUUUUAUUGAGUGAACAAACAUUCACACAUUUGUCACGCCCUGACUCAGGGGACUCUUAUAUGUUGAGUCAGGGUGUGUAUAUUCUUUGUUGUGUAUGUUCUAGGUUGUACGAUCUAGUAUGUAUGGUUCUAUGUUGGCCGGUGUGGUUCCCAAUCAGAGGCAGCUGUCGUUCGUUGUCUCUGAUUGGGGACAAUACUUAGGCAGCCUAUUGGCACUAGUGGGUUGUGUGAUCUUGUUCCGUGUGAGGUAUGUUGUUUGUGUACCUUGGACUUCACGUUUCGUUUAGUUUGUUGUUUUGUUGUUGUUUAUUCGUUUCAAAUAAACAUGUAUGCAUAUCAUGCUGCGCCUUGGUUCGACCAGUCUGUAAACGAGCGUGACAAAAGUUCCCACCAGACCUGGACCAAGCAGUGUGCCGAGGAGGAGCAGAGAGGAUGGACUUGGCAGGAGAUAAGAGAGGAUCUGGCAAGAAAGAUGGAGGCCCUGAAAGGGAUCAGGGUGGAGAGGCAACCCCAACAAAUUUUUUUGGGGGGCACACGGUGUGGACGACGAGGCAGCAGGAGGCCGCGACAGGGCGGAUCUGCUGGUUAGGAGGCCACCAUAUUACGGGGGCUAUUGGUUCAGAGGGAGCAGGAGGUAUUCGGUCAGAGGGAGGCGCUACAGGAGGCUAGAAGGGAGAAGGAAGGUGUAGAGGCACGGCGAGAGGAGCUGGUUAGGCAGCAGAAGGAGCGGGGGUUAAUAAAGGAACCCAGUCCUGCUCCUCGCACCAAGCAAGUGGUGCGUGUCGCCAGUCCGGUCCGGCCCGUUCCUGCUCCCCGCACCAAGCCAGUGGUGCGCGUCGCCGGCCCGGCCUGUUCCUGCUCCUCGCACCAAGCCAGUGGUGCGCGUCGCCAGCUCGGCCCGGCCUGUUCCUGCUCCUCGCACCAAGCCAGUGGUGCGCGUCGCCAGCCCGGCCCGGCCUGUUCCUGCUCCUCGCACCAAGCCAGUGGUGCGCGUCGCCAGCCCGGCCCGGCCUAAUCCUGCUCCUCGCACUAAGCAGUGGUGCGCGUCGCCAGCUCGGCCCGGCCUGUUCCUGCUCCUCGCACCAAGCCAGUGGUGCGCGUCGCCAGCCCGGCCCGGCCUGUUCCUGCUCCUCGCACCAAACCAGUGGUGCGCGUCGCCAGUCCGGCCCGGCCUGUUCCUGCCCCUCGCACCAAGCCAGUGGUGCGUAUUCCUAGUCAGGUCCGGCCCGUGCCUGCUCCUCGCACCAGACCAGUGGUGCGUUUGUUCAGUCCGGCAUGGCCCGUGCCCGUUCCACCGGUGCCUGAUCUAGUUCCGGUCAGCUGUUCCACUCCGGAGCCAGAGCAGUCCACUCCACCGGUGCCUGAUCCAGCUCCGGUCAGCUGUGCCACUCCGGAGCCAGAGCAGGCCGCCCCACCGGGGUCCAGUCCAGCUCCGGUCAGCGGCUCCACUCCGGAGCCAGAGCAGUCCGCUCCACUGGUGCCUGAUCCAGCUCCGGUCAGCGGCUCCAGGGGACUCUUAUAUGUUGAGUCAGGGUGUGUAUAUUCUUUGUUGUGUAUGUUCUAGGUUGUACGAUCUAGUAUGUAUGGUUCUAUGUUGGCCGGUGUGGUUCCCAAUCAGAGGCAGCUGUCGUUCAUUGUCUCUGAUUGGGGACCAUACUUAGGCAGCCUAUUGGCACUAGUGGGUUGUGGGAUCUUGUUCCGUGUGAGGUAUGUUGUUUGUAUGCUACCUUGGACUUCUUGUUUCGUUUGUUGUUUUGUCGUUGUUUAUUCGUUUCAAAUAAACAUGUAUGCAUAUCACGCUGCGCCUUGGUUCGACCAGUCUGUAAACGAGCGUGACAACAUUAGCUCAAUUUCUUGUCCUUCUGAAGUCCACUCAACUCACAGAAUAAUGCUGAUUAAGCAAUUGGUUCAAAAUAUUUUUGUUUUGUGCGCAAAAAAUGACUAAACCAAUCAUCAAAGCAUUCUUCUUCUCGUGUCAGACUCUAUCUCAAACACACACUGAUGAACUCAUGCGUAUGCCUCGAAGUCUCCAUUGUCGACUCUGAAGCUUUGAUGAAUCUGUCACUGUUUGCACUGUUAGUUAUACUUUAUCAACUGACUAGUACACUGGUAGAAGCUUGCAGUCGCUGGGAAAAGCCUUGAGAAGCACAACUAUUGUAGCUAAUCAAAACGCAGGUGAUUGUUUUUUGUUAGAUAACAGUAAUGGGAAAGUCAAAGCUAUGUCAAUGUGAAAAUGCUGAAAUAUUAUAUUACAUACGUAGACAGUGCACCCUGUAUUCAUAGGUUUGAAAGUUUCUCAUAUUUUCUUAAGAAACAAAGUCUAUUGUGUUCUUCCCUCUAAAGUCUAUUGGAACUGAUUACUAACAGUUUAUCUAUUAGGGAGUUGAGCAGCCACAGCGCUUUACAAUCUCAGACAAAUCUGCCCUCUUAUCAGCUAGUUGUGCUUUAUUAUAUGUGAGAGUGCUCUCUAAUGGGGUUACAAUGGAACUGCAGGUGUUCUUUAUACAUACCGUUGAGCAAGUUUUGAGUGCUGUUCCUCUCAAAGGGGUGAAUCCAUAGAGUUAAAUAGAGGACUCUAGAUGGAUAAAACCCAUUUUGGAAUUGCCAUUGCAAUCGAGGGCUUUCAUAAUUUUAAAGUAGUCAAGUGUGUGGGACUUCGUACGGGUUAAGGAUGGAUCGAUGACAUGACUCCAUCCGGGUCAUCAGGAGGGAUCAGCCAAUGAAUUAUACUUGUGAGCAAACAUUCCAUAACAGUAGGUGGCAGUAAUUACCCAACCUUGGCUUUAUACCUGUUCAUAAAACACACUCUAGGUGGCAGGCAGUAUGCACCCUUUCAGUUUGUUUGCCAACUGAUAGAAGUAGUAGAAGAAGAGAAUAUACUACAUCAAAGGAGAUUGUCUCAAUGGCGCUGCCCGUUUUCUCACAGACGCCAUAUAAUAAUAAAUAAUAUGCCAUUUAGCACAGACGCAAUAAUGGGACAUAUAUAAAGAUAAUAUCUCUAUUUCUCUGUGGGUGAAUCCUAACUUCCACUUCAGUCAGAUUUCCACUUAGUCUCCCAUUGACAUCAAUGCAUGACUAGGUUAACAUCUGACUUAAGUGGUUUUCCCCCAAAGUGACAUGCAAGUUAAGUAGAGCAGGAGUCACUGGAGCUUCUUAUGGUUAAGAGGUGAUCCUCUCUCUACUGUAUGUCAAAAGUGAUUUACUCUGCAUUGACAACAUUGAGACCCAUAUAAAAACAUGCGGUAGAAUCAUAAUUGUUACAUAUUCAUCAUCAUCCUAAUCAUCAUCAUUAUAUAACCAUCAUCAUUGUUAUAUAAAAUGUAUCAUAAUCAUCAUCAUAGUCAGCCUUAUCAUUAUCAUCUAUCUUCGAUAUAUCAUCUCAAGAGAAAAGUAGUUGUAUACACUUAAAACGCUCAGGAAAUAGAUUGAGAAAGGUUUAGUAAACAACAAUAACAAAUCAGGGUUAACACCAAAACUAGUGUCCUGUUGACUAUCAGGCAAAGAAAUGCCAGCUAAGAUGCUAGUUAAUAGAAAAGAUAACACCAAAAGUCCUGUCUGAUAUAUUGUUAUUACUCAUAGGAUACUGGUAUUACCGAGGGUAAUUGGAGGCAAUUAUGUGGGACUUUGGUUUAUUGCUGUUAUAUUACAGGCAGCUACAGUGAGGGAAAAAAGUAUUUGAUCCCAUGCUGAUUUUGUAUGUUUGCCCACUGACAAAGACAUGAUGUCAAAAAUGUUAGAAAUUUAUUUGCAUUUUAAAUGAGGGAAAUAAGUAUUUGACCCCUCUGCAAAACAUGACUAAGUACUUGGUCGCAAAACCCUUGUUGGCAAUCACAGAGGUCAGACGUUUCUUGUAGUUGGCCACCAGGUUUGCACACAUCUCAGGAGGGAUUUUGUCCCACUCCUCUUUGCAGAUCUUCUCCAAGUCAUUAAGGUUUUGAGGCUGAUGUUUGGCAACUCGAACCUUCAGCUCCCUCCACAGAUUUUCUAUGGGAUUAAGGUCUGGAGACUGGCUAGGCCACUCCAGAACCUUAAUGUGCUUCUUCUUGAGCCACUCCUUUGUUGCCUUGGCCGUGUGUUUUGUGUCAUUGUCAUGCUGAAAUACCCAUCAAAGACCCAUUUUCAAUGCCCUGGCUGAGGGAAGGAGGUUCUCAACCAAGAUUUGACGGUACAUGGCCCUGUCCAUCGUCCCUUUGAUGCGGUGAAGUUGUCCUGUCCCCUUAGCAGAAAAACACCCCCAAAGCAUAAUGUUUCCACCUCCAUGUUUGACGGUGGGGAUGUUGUUCUUGGGGUCAUAGGCAGCAUUCCUCCUCCUCCAAACACGGCGAGUUGAGUUGAUGCCAAAGAGCUCGAUUUUGGUCUCAUCUGACCACAACGCUUUCACCCAGUUCUUCUCUGAAUCAUUCAGAUGUUCAUUGGCAAACUUCAGACGGGCCUGUAUAUGUGCUUUCUUGAGCAGGGGGACAUUGCGGGCGCUGCAGGAUUUCAGUCCUUCAUGGCGUAAUGUGUUACCAAUUGUUUUCUUGGUGACUAUGGUCCCAGCUGCCUUGAGAUCAUUGACAAGAUCCUCCUGUGUAGUUCUGGGCUGAUUCCUCACCGUUCUCAUGAUCAUUGCAACUCCACGAGGUGAGAUCUUGCAUGGAGCCCCAGGCCGCGGGAGAUUGACAGUUAUUUUGUGUUUCUUCCAUUUGCAAAUAAUCGCACCAACUGUUGUCACCUUCUCACCAAGCUGCUUGGCGAAGGUCUUGUAGCCCAUUCCAGCCUUGUGUAGGUCUACAAUCUUGUCCCUGACAUCCUUGGAGAGCUCUUUGGUCUUGGCCAUGGUGGAGAGUUUGGAAUCUGAUUGAUUGAUUGCUUCUGUGGACAGGUGUCUUUUAUACAGGUAACAAGCUGAGAUUAGGAGCACUCCCUUUAAGAGUGUGCUCCUAAUCUCAUCCCGUUUUUCUGGAUUUUUUUGUUGUUAUUCUGUCUCUCACUGUUCAAAUAAACCUACAAUUAAAAUUAUAGACUGAUAAUUUCUUUGUCAGUGGGCAAACGUACAAAAUCAGCAGGGGAUCAAAUACUUUUUUCCCUCACGGUAUAUGUGUUGGAGUGAGGACUCAGUGAUAUGGAAUGAAUUAUUUUCCCAUCUAUCUGAAAAAUGACCAACUGAACCCAUGAAACACAACACAGAAAGAACACAGCUCUUUUAAGUUAGAGACUCAUACUGUCAUUGGCCAAAGCUUGUAAGAGUAUUUUAGUCUGUAAUUCACACUGAAUGUAACUGAAUCAGUGAAGUUAAACAAUAUUGAAACAAUAGAGAAACAGCACGAUAUUCCGUUUUGGCUUGCCAGGCUAAGAGUGUUUUGCAGGUUUGUUAUCAAUAUGGUUCAAAUGACGAAGUAAUGCCCCAAAACUGUUGUUUCACUGGCAUUAUUUCUUAGCUAAUGAUUUAUCAAAGCAUGACAAAGGUCUGUGUGACCAUAUACCAAUAAAAAUCAGCUGCUGGGAUUUAUAUGAAUGCUGACCUAUCAUCAAAGUAAGUAAAAUUGAAAGUUAAUAUUUGAUAUCGAAAGAGGGCUUAACAGAACAUAGACGCCAUUCAGGGUGUGAACAUUACAGAAAGAAGUCCCCUGAACAACUAGAAUAGCCACAUUUAUUUAUUUAUCUUACUUAUUAUCAGACUUUAUUUAGUAAAAAAGUAAAAUAAAGUAAAGUGUAUUUUCUAAUGAGACGUGCAUAGGAAGGAUUUUCUUUGCAAAUCGAAGGACACUAGGAUACUACCAGCACUGUGACAGAGAAAAUGGCAGACAGAUCACUACUAGAUCGUUUCCUGUGCUGUCAUAUUUGUUCAGAGACUUUCAGAGAGCCUGUUUCUCUCGGCUGCAACCACAGCUUCUGUUCCAGCUGCCUGGACAAUUUCUGGGAUCAGAAUAAAAACAAGAACUGUCCGGUUUGUAAGAGGAAAUCUUCUAAGGGCUUAGGAAUUAACUAUUCACUGAAAGAGCUAGCUGACUCGCAUGCAAGGAGAGAGAAAGCAGGGGUGUCCAGGGAACGGAGGAAUGAUAGUGAUCCAAAGGAUGACAGAGAGAUCAUUUGUAGUAAACAUACAGAUGAACCUAAGUGGUUCUGUGAGGUGGAGCAGAGAGCUGUUUGUCACGAAUGUGAGUUUCCUGAUGGUCACGGACACACAGUCAUUCCCUUACAACAGGCAGUGAAAGACCUGAAGGAAAAAAUAACAUCUGAUUUAGAGUCACUGCAGAACAAGCGAACCAAAUUUGAAGACAUAGAGGAGACAUACAAUGAAAUAGUGCAAUACUCCAAGAAGCAGCUGGGAGCGACAGAGAGACAGAUCAGGGGGGAGUUUGAGAAGCUUCACCAGUUCCUGAGAGAGGAAGAGGAGGCCAGACUGGCUGCACUGAGGGAGGAAGAGGAGGAAAAGGGGAAGAUGAUCGCCAGAGAGAUGAAGAACAUUCAGGACCAGAUCACUUCUCUCACAGAAAGCAUCACUGCUAUGAAACAUGAGCUGCAGAAACAGGAUGUGCCAUUUCUCAAGAGCUACAAACACACCCAGACAAGCUCCAGAGCCCAGUGCACACUGCCAGAUCCACAACUGGUCUCAGGAGCGCUGAUAGACGUGGCCAAUCACCUGGGCAACCUGCAGUUCAGAGUCUGGGAGAAGAUGCAAGGGAUCGUCAAGUACACUCCUGUGAUUCUGGACCCCAACACUGCUGAAUGUAGGCUAUAUCUGUCUGAUGGUCUGACUAGGGUGAGACAUUUAGGCAAAAAGCAGCAUCUCCCUGACAACCCAGAGAGGAACACAGAGCAUGCCCAGGUUCUGGGCUCUAAGGGGUUCAGCUCAGGAAAGCACAGCUGGGAGGUGGAGGUGGGGGACCACCCUCACUGGUAUAUAGGUGUGGCCGAAGAGUCAAUCAAAAGGAAGGGGAAGGCAUUUGUAACCCCAGGGUAUGGAGUCUGGGAUAUACAGCUGAGGGAUCAUGAGUAUAAUGCAGGAGGUAAGACUCUUUCUCUGGAGAGGAGUCCCCAGAGGAUCAGAGUGCAGCUGGACUACGACAGUGGGGAGGUGUCCUUCUACGAUCACGAAGACAUGACACACAUCUACACUCAUAAACACACAUUUACUGAGAAA
Molecule: messenger RNA, 21283 nt
Organism: Coregonus sp. 'balchen'
Lineage: Eukaryota; Metazoa; Chordata; Actinopteri; Salmoniformes; Salmonidae
Source: the annotation of a GenBank genome assembly